AUGAGUCAUCUGAAGAAUGUGCUGAGACUUGUCGGUUGCUGUCUAGAAUUUGAACAACCAGUUAUGGUGUACGAAUAUGUCGAAGGUAUUUCUGUUAGUUAUCUACUUUUCAGAAAAGGUAAUCAUGAUGAUGAUCAAACUAGAAAAUUGUUAUUAUCUUGGGGAAAUAGAUUACAAAUUGCCAAUGAGGUCGCUUCUGCAAUCGUCUUUCUCCAUACCGAAUUUACAACGCCCAUCAUCUUCAAAGAUCUGAACCCAUCUAAUGUGAUAAUAGAUCAGAAUAGCGGUGUUGGCAAAAUAUUGGACUUCUCAUUAUCCAUAUCUUUGCCUCCAGGAAAAUUGGAAGUAGUAAAAGAUAUUAUCUCCAGAAAUGGAUGUUUAGCUCCGGAAUAUGCGAUCUCGGGUAUUGUUACUCAAAAAGCAGAUGUCUAUAGCUUCGGAGUUGUUCUACUUCAGCUACUAACUGGAGAGAAAAUGAAUUCAGAUUUUAAGAUGGUAGGCAUCGAAGAGAUCCAUGUAAUGGACAUAGCAGAUUCAGCCACUUUUGAAGAGCAUGGAAAUGAGAUUCGACAACAAUUGUUGGGAUCUUGUUAA
Messenger RNA from Solanum tuberosum (potato), 594 nucleotides. RefSeq names its product non-functional pseudokinase ZED1-like. NCBI's taxonomy places the organism in Eukaryota, Viridiplantae, Streptophyta, Magnoliopsida, Solanales, Solanaceae. Gene Ontology annotation, molecular function: protein serine/threonine kinase activity; protein tyrosine kinase activity; ATP binding. The transcript has 2 exons. The record is from RefSeq and is a predicted model, not a curated record. Gene Ontology annotation, biological process: protein phosphorylation; cell surface receptor signaling pathway. Gene Ontology annotation, cellular component: plasma membrane. The coding region runs from base 1 to 594 and encodes 197 amino acids.